CAAAGAUCGAAAUUCGAAACAGGUUGGAUUUGGUUUCUCUCUCAUUUUUUUUUUUUCAUCGAAAAAUCUUUCAUUCAAAACACAUGUAUGAAUGGAUGUAAAAAAAAAUAAUUCAGAUAUCGAAUUCGAAUGCUGUCGAAUAACAACUGCACGAAAUCAAAUUUGAAAAUUUCAACGAAAAAAUGUAAUUAAUAAUGAUGAUGAUAAUGAAUUCAUCAGAAGAUUUGGGACCAUUUUUUCGCAUCUCAUUCCUAUCAAUAGUAUUCAUAUUGAAUUUUUUCACUUUAUUUCAUCUACUGUUUCGUUAUGACAAUAAUGGUCACCAUUAUCGAUCAUGUAUACAUUUAACAAAUUUUGUGCUCAAUCUAUUGCUAGUCAAUGUAUUCAUAUCGAUAUGGAUACCAUAUUUAUUUUCAUCAUUUUUCUAUAAAACAAUAUGGCCCAUGAUCAAUAUUGAAUGGCAUUGUAUGAUACAACAAACGGCACCAUUGAUGAUCUCGACAUUUUUAUUUGUUUCGUUUUGUUUUCAAAAAAUAUAUGAAACAUUCAUUGCGAAACGAGCCAAUAUAAUUUGUAUGUUUAUAUUUCUCAUUUGGAUUCUGCCACAAACAAUUUAUCUGUUACUCACCCAAUUAACAUCGAUUCAUCAAUAUGAAUAUUAUUUUAUUGAUCGUCGUCGUAAUCAUUCCAUGAUGAUGAUGAUGGAUGAUGAUGACGAUGAUGAAGAAGAACAUGGAAUAUUGUUAUGUAUUGAUAAACUUGAUUCAUGGAACAUCAGACAAAUGUCUUGGCAUUAUGUUACCAUUAUUGUUCCAUUAACAUCGCUAUACAUUAUUUGUAUAGGUGCCAAACGUUUUUCCAAAACAUUUACCAAUACUAAUCAUUUGAUCAAUGUAAAUUGUGAUUGUCGAUUCGAUACAAUUGUAUUCAUAUGUCAAUAUAGUAAUUUCAUAUGGCUACUUUUAUUUCGACCACUGUUAACAUUAUCGGCAUUGAUUCAUUAUGGAAAAACAUUUCAACAAAUCCAUAAUCACGAUGACGAAUCUUCUAGCCAAUUUGAACCAGAAAUUCGUUCAUUGACAAUGGAUCUUGGACAACAGAUUAUUCUACUAUUUUUCGCCAUAUUUUUACCAUUUUCACAACAUUUUGGAUUAUUCUCUUUACGAUCUAAUCGUCAUUUAUUACAAGAAUCAUCAUUGAGACGGAAAAUGAUCAUAUAAAAUUAACGCACCCCC
Molecule: messenger RNA, 1235 nt
Organism: Dermatophagoides farinae (American house dust mite)
Lineage: Eukaryota; Metazoa; Arthropoda; Arachnida; Sarcoptiformes; Pyroglyphidae
Source: RefSeq, a predicted model, not a curated record